UGGGUCGAGGCUCGAUGAAAAGAAAGAUGGCCGCAAGUAAAGCGCGCGGCGCGAACGCAAAACAAGUGGGUAGCGGACAGCGAUGACAAUCGUCCGAUGGUUAAAAAUGUAAUGAUUACAAAUGGAAAUACAAAGUGUGACAAGCAAAAUUUUAACUCAAAAAAUAACUUCGAGGACGGAUUAAUAUUCUGAAUCAUGGCGAGACCCGAGUGAACGAUUCGCAUUUAAAACCUAGAAACCGAACGUUGCAUUUUUAUUUCUGUAGUAGCUUUAUCCAGUGUAUAAACGAACUGUCAGAUAACAGCAGGGAUGGUUUCAUUAGUCAAGAUUACUUUCUUCAGUGCCUUUUGUGCAAUAUUCGCGAGCACUGCCGCGUCUCGUGUUCUGGAACUCAGUGAUAGAUUCCUGGAAAUACACAAAGAAGGACAAUGGCUUGUAAUGAUGUACGCACCUUGGUGCGCCCAUUGCAAGAGAUUAGAACCAAUAUGGGGCCAUGUGGCCCAGCACUUACAUGCAACACCUAUCCGUGUGGGUCGCGUAGACUGUACGAGAUUUGCCAAUGUUGCUCGUGCCUUUAGAGUCAAUGGAUUUCCCACCAUUUUGUUCCUGAAGGGAGACCAGGAAUUCGUAUAUCAUGGGGAUAGAACCAAAGAUGAAAUAGUCAGAUUUGCAUUAAGAUUGAGCGGACCGCCAGUUCAGGAAAUCACAAGAACUCAGAGUUUUGAAUCUAUAAAAAAAGAUCAAGAUGUAUACUUCUUGUACGUCGGGGAAAAAACCGGCAAUCUAUGGGAAAGCUACCAUAAGAUUGCGGAUACAUUCCAGCCACACGCAUUUUUUUAUCAAACUUUCACUAAUGUUGCCAGUAAACAUGUACCGUCAGAAACCACACCAGCUGUGUUUGUUUACAAAGAAAAUUCCCACUACCAUUUUACCGGGGAAGAUAGGAAUAACUACACAGCGCUCAACGAUUCGAUAUACAAAUGGGUGAACGCUGAGCGUUUUCCAACAUUCCCCAAAGUAACCAGAGGUAAUAUAAAUCAGCUCUUCCUAACUAAUAAAAAUCUAGUCUUGGCUGUGGUUGAGGAGAAUGAAUUGGAGGAAAUCCAGCCCGAUAUGAUCGAAUUCAGAGACAUGGUGAAGUUGGUGAUUAUGAAAAAACGGGAUAAAUAUCACGAUCAUUUUCAGUUUGGUUGGAUAGCAAAUCCCGAAUUAGCGAACAGUAUAGCAAUGAUGAUUGUACCUUUACCGAGUUUAAUUGUAAUUAAUACAACAACAAGUCAUCACUACAUACCUGAAGAUGACCCACGGAAGUUGACCCCGCACGCAAUUGAAUUGUUCUUAGAACAGAUCUAUAAUGAAAGUGCUCCGACUUACGGAGGGAAUGGCUGGCUGGUCCGUAUAUAUAGAUCGUGGUUCGAAUUCAAAACGACGCUAGCUGAAAUGUGGAAGGGCAACCCAAUUUUGACAAUGGUCCUAUUUGGGCUUCCAUUUGGGUUUCUCUUACUGAUUUGCUACAGUAUUUGUUGCGCAGAUAUUCUCGAUGCGGAUGAUGAUGAGGAAGAAGAGUUCAGCCACAUGAAGAAAGAUUAAUGAUCUGCUUAGAUAUAAGAUUCGACGAUGUAUUAGGUGUAAAAAAGAAUAUUUAAUUAUUGUAUAAUAAAAAAAGAUGGUCUUA
Athalia rosae (coleseed sawfly) is the source of this 1675-nucleotide messenger RNA. It is a transcript of the gene Tmx3, whose product is annotated as protein disulfide-isomerase TMX3. The record is from RefSeq and is a predicted model, not a curated record. Bases 310 to 1590 code for a protein of 426 amino acids. Gene Ontology annotation, biological process: peptidyl-cysteine oxidation. The transcript is spliced from 10 exons. NCBI's taxonomy places the organism in Eukaryota, Metazoa, Arthropoda, Insecta, Hymenoptera, Athaliidae. Gene Ontology annotation, cellular component: endoplasmic reticulum. Gene Ontology annotation, molecular function: protein disulfide isomerase activity.